GGAAAACCACCAACUCUAAUUUUCCUGCAUGUCCUGUAGUAAAAACGCACAGAAUAUUAAUCUGACUACCUGUCUUCCCGAAAAUCGCUUUUCACGGGAAAUGAAUGCAACAUGGUCAUCGUUUUCGUUGCGAUGGAAAGCUCAGAGGUGGAGAAGGGGUUGUUUUUCCCUUAGUAGGCUCGUUCCCGCUGAGUCUCAGGAUCCAAAAACCAGCCAAGACAGCGUUUUUAUCCCUCAGUCAGGCAGCUCGCGAAAUGAGACUCAGGGAGUGGAAACCCUUAGCUCGGAGAAAGAAGAGGAGACUUACCAAACAAAAAAUUCAGAACUCACCCCUAAAAUAAUCGACUUAGAUCUAUGGAAUCGGUACUGGAAAGCGUAUUCGGACCAAUACGGCGACCUGCUGGACGGCCUCGCGAUGCUGCUUGACAAGACUGACGCGGCCCCUGUCUCCUGGUGCGCUGUCUUCCUCGCGCUAAAACGAACCACCCCUUGUUCUACGCACCACCCUGAGAGCAAGGAUGACGAAGUCCUGGAAUACAUCCAGAAAAAUUUCGGGAAAUGGGUUCAUGCCGCAUCGCAUCGCUUCGGUGCAAUCGAAUCGAUGGAUUACAAUCAGUGGAUCGUCAAGAUACAGUUUACUGGGCCUGAGGCCGCGGCUGCAUUUCAACUCUGGGCCUCGGACCUUUCAUUAGAGACAUUUUUACGAACUAGGCCGGAUGGGGAAUCACUACCACCUAAAUAUGAAACGCCCUCAUCAAAGACACUUCUUUCGGAGUUCCAUCUGCAGGCUUGCUUGGCCCCUCGUAACGCCACGAAAACGAGCGCCUUUCUAAAACUUGGUUAUGGGAUGCUUUUACCUACUGCGCAUGUUCAAGCGCUCUUGAUAGGACUUUUUGAUGCCACGAAAAUCAUAUACAAACCCCAGGAUAGUUCUUUUGUGAUUUCCUUUAAAGAUUUUCGCAGUGCUAGACUUGCCAUUCAUGCAUUACAGUUCUCCCUACUGGAGGUAUUUAACAUGUCUCUAGAGUUUUGUGAGGAGGGUGUAAUCGUCUGA
This is a messenger RNA of Phytomonas sp. Hart1, 1054 nucleotides long. Lineage: Eukaryota; Euglenozoa; Kinetoplastea; Trypanosomatida; Trypanosomatidae. The record is from the annotation of a GenBank genome assembly.